AUAAAAUGCCUCGUUAUGACGAUCGAUACGGUGGUACGCGACUCUACGUUGGACGCCUUUCUUCACGGACUAGGUCGCGUGAUCUGGAUGACCUGUUCAGUCGUUAUGGAAGGUUUCUUGGCUUAUGCCAAACCUGGAGGUCUAUGGUGAGAGGGUUCCCUUGGUGGAUUUGGCGAGUCUUUCUAUUAUGUUAUUGCCUGUUUUUAUGGAAAUGCCAAGAAUCUCAGAAUGGUGUUUAGUUCAUCUAUGAGGGGCGAGGUGUCAACCCUUUGAUACUUGUAUCAAAUGAUGGCCUUACCUGUUUCUGGAAACCAUUUGCGCAGAGUACGUGAUGUGGAUAUGAAGCGAGACUAUGCAUUUGUUGAGUUUAGUGACCCACGAGAUGCCGACGAUGCAAGAUAUAGUUUAAAUGGGAGGGAUGUUCAUGGAAGUCGAAUCAUUGUGGAAAUAGCUAAAGGGGUACCCCGUGGUCCUGGUGGAUCUCGUGAAUCUCGUGAAUAUCUUGGACGAGGCCCUCCCGGAACUGGGCGUUGUUUUAACUGUGGGAUUGAUGGCCACUGGGCAAGAGAUUGCAAGGCUGGGGACUGGAAGAAUAAGUGUUAUCGAUGUGGGGAACGGGGUCACAUAGAGAAGAAUUGCCAGAACAGUCCUAAGAAGUUGAAGCGUGGAAGUUACUCACGUUCACCAAGCCCUCGCCGUGGUAGAAGUCGAAGUCGUAGUUACAGCAGAGGUCGUAGUUACAGUCGAUCUAGAUCACCUGUAAAAAGGGAUCGAAGUCUUGAACGGUCAGAAAAAAGAUCGAGGAGCCCAAGAGGAGGCAGGCUAAGCCCUAAGAGACACAGUUUGUCACCCCCUCCUUCAAAAGCUAUGAAGCGUAGCCCCACUCCUGAUGUGAGGAGUCCAGAAGAAGCAAGACGUAGCCCGUCUCCUGGGAACCGAGACAGUCCUAGAGGAAGAAGCAGAAGCAGAAGCAGAAGCCCAAGGGGAAGGAGCAGAAGCCGAAGCCGAAGCCCAAGAGGAAGGAGCAGAAGCCCAAUGGAUGAAGCUGAGGACUUCAACGGAGGUGGAAGCAGGAAUUACAGGAAGGAAGAGAACGGGUACAGUCGCAGCCCCAGUCCGUUGCCCAGAGAAGAAAGGAGUCCUGUAAACGAUGAAGAUGCCAAUGGUUCUCCGAGGGGCGGUAGCGAGUCUGCAUAAUAGAGAGACAGUUUCUUAAUUAUGCUUCUGCGUUGGAAUAUUUUAUAAGCGACUAGUGCCUCACAGGGACUUCUAAAAUAGAACUUGUAUUGUGUUUUGAAUCCCGCCUCCAAAUGUUCAUCAGCACAGUAUUUUGCCUAUUUAUUUUCCAGCUUUUAAUUUUGAUAAAUUAUAUGUAAUAAUCUAUUUCGUAUAACCUUUGCCUAUUUCCUUCACCUUCCUA
Cucurbita moschata (crookneck pumpkin) is the source of this 1420-nucleotide messenger RNA. Its product is annotated as serine/arginine-rich splicing factor RS2Z32-like. Gene Ontology annotation, cellular component: nuclear speck. Bases 286 to 1197 code for a protein of 303 amino acids. Gene Ontology annotation, molecular function: zinc ion binding; mRNA binding. NCBI's taxonomy places the organism in Eukaryota, Viridiplantae, Streptophyta, Magnoliopsida, Cucurbitales, Cucurbitaceae. The transcript is spliced from 6 exons. Gene Ontology annotation, biological process: mRNA splicing, via spliceosome. The record is from RefSeq and is a predicted model, not a curated record.